This is a messenger RNA of Closterium sp. Yama58-4, 2886 nucleotides long. The record is from the annotation of a GenBank genome assembly. NCBI's taxonomy places the organism in Eukaryota, Viridiplantae, Streptophyta, Zygnematophyceae, Desmidiales, Closteriaceae.
AUGGCGUCAAAAUUGGACGGACAGCCGCUCCUUCACGGCACAACCGUUUGUGUCACAGGCGUUCCGAAAGUGUACCGCGCGCUGCUGGCGGAGCUGAUCAGGCGCCUGGGGGGACAGUACAGCGCGGACCUCACCCCGCACUGCACCCACCUCCUCGUCGCAAUAUCCCCCUCCCCGCCCUCCUCCCCCCGGUCUGCGCUCCUUCUUCCCCCCCGCUCUCCUUCCCCCUCCCCUCCCUCCUUCCCCUCCCCGUCCUCCCUCGUUCCACCUCCCCGCCAUCUUCUCCCCCUCCCCUCCCUCGUUCCUCACCCUCGUCGCUCCUCCCCUCAUGCCCCUUCCUCACUCCCACCCACCCCCCUGAGAACAUUCGACUCCCAUGACAGCCGUGAGUGCCGUGAGAGCCGUGAGACAUGUGACACACGUGAGAGUGAAGCAUGCAGGGACGCAGCAGAAGAAGACUCUGCAGAAGUCGACGCAGGAGACGGCGACUCAGCUGCUCUUGACUUGACUCGGAAGGAGGAGGAGUGCGAGGAUCGGGAUAAUCACAAACAGCAGCAGCGAGACUCACAGGAUCGGCAGAGAUCUGAUUCCUUGCAGGAGUUUGUGGAAAGGGAGGUGCCUUUUGACGAAGCAGACAGCCAGGUUCGGAGCGAGUGGCUCGGAAGUGGUUCCGAGCCUCCAGGAGCAGGCUUGGAGAGCCUUGGACUGGUCAGCGAGGCACAGGAUGCGGUUGAGAUGGGUGGGAAUGAGUGGAGAGAGGCGACGGGAUAUGCAGCAGCAGCAGAGGUGGUGCGAGAGACAGAGAGGAGGACGGCAGGUGAAUGCUCAGGUGGGGUGGACGAGGAGGGAGGGAUGCGAGACGUGGCAUUAUUGGGCGAUGAAGGUGAAGGAGUCCCCAGGCCUACUCAUGCUCACGCUGGUUCCGGAGCUGCAUUUGCGCCUGCUGCUAGCAGUGAAAGCCCUGGUUCCGUGCACACUCCACCAUCCCCUCCGUCCGCACUGCUGGCUCCUGCUGUCUCCGUCCCUCCUGCUGCCGCCACUGUAUCGUCAGUCACACCCCUUACUCACUCCCCCCCUCCACCGCCCCCUCCUCCUCAUCUGCCUCCGCCGCAGCCUCCUUCUCAUACACAGCCCUCCCACCUUCAUCCUCUCGAGCUAAUACCUGCCGAACCUCGGCCCUCCAUGCCUGGGGACUUGGUUCGGCAGCAGCCGAAACCAGGGCCGUGCGAGGUGCGGGAGUGUGCUCUGCCUGAGAGGCGUGUGGAGGCAAUGGCGCAAGCCAAGGGGCUUGUACGGGCACGCAGAGGAGGGAGGCGCCAGCCAGCCAGCUCGUUACCCCGCCCUCCGGCCCCACCAGUCCUCCUCGACGACCUAGCUUGGAGUGUGUCCGAGCCUCCCACUGAGGCUCGGAUGCUGGGAGGAACCCGUUUCCCUCUUUGCCGCCCCGUCUCUCCCCUUCCCUCCCCUUCCCUCCCCUUCACUCUUUGCCGUUUCCCUCUUUGCCGCCCCUUCCCUCCCCUUGCCUCUCUUACCCCCGCUGCCCCCACUAGCAGUCAGCUAUCAGCACUGCUCUACCCACACCCCUUCCUCACGUUGCUCUUCCCUCUCGACGUGUAUUCAGAGGUCGGCCCCUCCGCCCGCUCCUACUUCUCCCCUGCCGGUUUCUCCUCGCUGCGCCUCCUCUCCCUCGUCUACUCGUUCUACCAGGAGCGCUUAACCACACACGAGGCAAAACGAGCUUCCCACUCCCAUCUUUGCCAUUGCUGUUCAUUUCCUCGUCCCACCCUCCCCUUAUCCCUCCCUCCCCUCAUACAUCUCUUCUUCCCUCUCCACUUCCCUCUUCUCUCCCUCACCUCUUCCUCUCCACUACCUCAACACCUCUCAUCCUCUCCCAUUCAAACUGCUACUGCUCCCACCUCUGCCCCUCCAGAUCCUCCUCCGGAAGAUAUACCCCUCCCUCCCCCUUCUCUUCCUGCUCCCCCUGUUGCCCUUGUCCCCCCUGCUCCCCCUGCCCCCCCUGCUGCACCUCCUGCCCACUCUGCUGCUCCUGCUUCUCAUCCCUCUCUCCCUCCUCUUUCUCUUGAUCCCUCUGCACCUGAAUCCCACGCCACUUUUUUCUCCCCUCUCGCACAUCAUGCUCCUGGCCACACCCCUUCCACAUUCCCUCCUUCACCUCUUUCCCUUCCCCAUCCUCCCCUCCUCCCCCGUCCUCCCCCUCGUGCUUCUCACCUACCCCUUCCUCUCCCUCACACCCCACCUGCUGCACUAGCCCCCUCCUCUGCUGCUGAACCCCCUCAGCCACACGAGCAGCAACCACUUCUCUCUGUCUCCUGGCAGGGCUACCUUUCUCUAGCAACACAGGAAGAGGCCAACGCAAAGGCACCACUCACAGAGCGAGAGGAAGGGAAGGACGCAAUAGGGGGGCGAGCAGACGAAACAGCAGCAGGAGCGACAACGGCAGCAGGGGACAAGGAAGGAGGAGUGGUGCAAGCAGCAGCAGGGGAGAGAGUCUGCGCAGCAACGCGCGAGCCUAGCAACCGCCGGGCUGCUGCAGGGUCGAGUGCAGGGGACGGGGAAGAGGGAGAGGCGGCAGAGUCGAGAGUGCGAGUAGCGAGAGGUGUGCCUGCUGAUUCGUAUGUUGGGGUGGUUGGUGCGUUGGUGGUGGGGCAGGAGCUGAUGCGGGGUACAAGUGGGAUUCGUGUAGAGGCUGAGGGAGCAGCAGGAGGGGACGUGACAGUGGCAGCAGCCGAAGCUCCUUCCCUUGGCCCUCACACCACUGCCACCACCACCACCACCACCACCACCACCACCACCACCACCACCACCACCACCACCACCAGCAGCAGCAGCAGCACCUCGACCUGCCAUGAUGGUGCGUCGGUCUAG